Molecule: messenger RNA, 2800 nt
Organism: Oncorhynchus kisutch (coho salmon)
Lineage: Eukaryota; Metazoa; Chordata; Actinopteri; Salmoniformes; Salmonidae
Product: twist-related protein-like
Exons: 3
Coding region: 238-843 (201 amino acids)
Biological process (GO): developmental process; regulation of transcription by RNA polymerase II
Molecular function (GO): DNA-binding transcription factor activity, RNA polymerase II-specific; RNA polymerase II transcription regulatory region sequence-specific DNA binding; protein dimerization activity
Source: RefSeq, a predicted model, not a curated record
UACCUUGAGUACCUUCUCCGUGACACACGGAGCUGGCGCGAGACUGGAUCAAUGUUAACUGUCUACACUCCUCUCUGAAAGGAACAAACGAGUGUGGGAGAGAGUGAGAGUGAGAAAAAGAUAGAGAAAUACGGAUCUUUACUCCUGUCUUAAAGGGACAGGAUCCACCAGGUUUCCAGGAUGCUGUGACCCUGGUCAGGGGUUUAGGUCAUCGGUCAGGUUUUAAGGGAUCAGGUUAUGUUUGGGGACAUGAUGUGUUCCCCUGUGGGGUCUCGGUCUCCGGUCGACAGUGCUGGGAACAGUGAGGAAGAGAUUGACCAACACCGGAGGCCACGUAGAGGCACCAGAAAACAGUGGGCAAGCCGAAGGAGACCGAGGGAGCAGGAUGAAGAUGAAGAAGAUGAAGGGAACCAGAAUAUCCAAAGCCCGGGGAGGAAGAGGGGGAAGAGGAGAGGAAGUGACAGAAGUGACUGGAGUGACGUCAGCAGUGUGAGCGGCCUACCCAGGUCUCUGGAGGACACGCAGAAUCAGCGUGUCAUGGCUAACGUACGGGAGCGACAGAGGACCCAGUCACUCAACCAGGCCUUCGCCUCGCUACGACAGAUCAUCCCCACGCUGCCCUCAGACAAACUCAGCAAGAUCCAGACGCUCAAACUGGCCACGCGGUACAUAGACUUCCUCCACCACGUGCUGCAGGGCGAGGGGAUGGGCCUGGAUUUGGACGAGGAGCAUGUGUCAGGAGCAGCCAGCUGUGGUUACGUGGCCCAUGAGCGUCUGAGCUAUGUCUUCUCAGUGUGGAGGAUGGAGGAGGAAGCAUGCUCGGGGUCUGCUACACCACACUAGUGCUCCCUCCACUGCAGGGGCACAACCAAACAGGAUUAUCCAAGAGAAUCCAUACUGGUUGGGGUGGUUCAACAUGCUACAACUGGACUGUGGUACACCGGAGAACGCAGGACUAAACGGCCUAGCAUGAUGGAACAUCUCGUAACGACGAAUGUUAGAGACAUAAACAAAGAUUUUACAACACUUUCUGUACUGUGUAUCUCUAUGGUGGGAGAUAUGCAGGCUUGUUUCUGUGUGCUUGAUUCCAACAAUCCAUAGGCCUUAUAGGGGUCACACAGGGCAGAUAAUAGAUCAAAAACCCAUCCGUGGACAACUAUAGCUCAUUUUGGUCUGUUCUAGACUUCACGCACAGACAUAGAGACUGUCAGAAUGCUCCACAUGACCUCUACCACAGGAGGUUGGUGGCACCUUAAUUGGGGGAUAAGGGCUCGUGGUAAUGACUAGAGCGGAAUUAGUGGAAUGGUAUCAAAUACAUCAAACACUUGGUUUCCAUGGUUUCCAGGUGUUUGAUGCCAUUCCAUUUGCUCCGUUCCGGCCAUUACUACGAGCCGUCCUCCCCUCAACACUCUCUACACUCUAUUUCUCUCCAUGGGGAUAGGCAACAGAUGAAGUUCCAGUCUUUGUAUCAACAAACUCACACAAAGUUAUACAGAUUAUUUUCUCCUGGCUUCUGAAAUAUCAAUUUAUUGAUUGAUGUUACAACGAAGAAUGGGUACAUUUCUAAAUGCAUUUAAAAUGUUGUAGUGUUGUAAAUAUCUUUCAUUAUCUUCUGAAAUAACAAUUAGUGUAUGUUUGAAUUGACAUUUUAGUCAUUUAGCUGAUGGUCUUAUCCAGAGCGAGUAAAUAUACAUUAACAGUAGACUACCGAUGUUUGCAGGGUUGAGGAGGUUACUUUCUAAAUAUCAUCUGUUACUUGUCCAAAAUUGUCAUCAGUCAUUUAAUUUUGGGAUUACCCAAAUUUAGUAACGUAAAUCUGAUUACUUUCCCCUUAACUGGCAUUAGAAGACAAAAAAUGAUCCAUAAAAUGCAUUUGGUGUGUCAUCAUACUGGUCUCUGACUUGUGGUCAGACUCGCUCAGGUACAACAAAUGUAAACUUGCAUCUUUUUUUCCCAAUGCUGAAUUGAACGUAAUUGAGAAAACAGAAAGUGGUGUCAUAAUGUUAUUGUUUUUUCUUCUCGCAGACAUCCUUUCUGAAUUUAAAUCCAAGAAGUAAUCAUCAAAUUUUUCAAAGGUUAUCUGUAAUCUCAUUAGAAUAUUUUUUGCUGGUAAUGUAACUGAUUAGUUUAGUUGUAAUCAGAUUACAUGUAACUGAGUUACUAAACCCUGGAUGUUUAAAAAGGGCCAAGCUGGAGCCAUAUCCCAUACAGGACGCUGCCAUCUAACGGUUCAAAUGAAACUGACACUACAUAGAGAGAACGCCUGUACAUCCAACAGCACAGGGUAACACACCACUACCCCUCUAAUUUCACCACUACUCCUCUAAUUUCACCACUACUCCUUUAACUUCACCACUACUCCUCUAACUUCACCACUACUCCUCUAACUUCACCACUACUCCUUUAACUUCACCACUACUCCUAUAACUUCACCACUACUCCUGUAACUUCACCACUACUCCUUUAACUCCACAACUACUCCUUUAACUUCACCACUACUCCUCUAACUUCACCACUACUCCUAUAACUUCACCACUAUUCCCGUAACUUCACCACUACUCCACUAACUUCACCACUACUCCUCUAACUUCACCACUACUCCUUUAACUUCACCACUACUCCUCUAACUUCACCACUACUCCUUUAACUUCACCACUACUCCUCUAACUUCACCACUACUCCUCUAACUUCACCACUACUCCUUUAACUUCACCACUACUCCUAUAACUUCACCACUACUCCUAUAACUUCACCAAUACUCCUCUAAAUUCCUGUAUAAUGAUUCUAGUGGAAAAAUAUG